ACGUAUCAGGCAAUGGCAAGGAGCAUCGCAUGCGCCUAAUGAGCUGGGCAAUGCCGAAAAUUGAUAAAGUUAACCUCACUCAUCACGCAAUCGCAUUUUAAAACUUGAUAUUUUUCCGAAUCUAUGACAUGAGUGAAUUGUAAUAAAUUAAAAGAAUGUCUGCAAUAGCAUCCAAAGCGAUGUUUGCCGUUGGACGAUUAGUUCAAUCCCAUGCAACACUGGUCUACACACAGACAUUAAAGGCGGCACCAUGCUUCCUAUUCGUGAGACAUCGUACCACCAAGCAUUGGAACCCAAAGUGGAAAAAGUUACGAAAAGAGAAAGUUAUGAAGGUAAAACUUCCUAAUUUUAAUCAAAAGCCUGAAGAUAUGACUCCGGAAGAACAACGAAGCAUGAUGAGAGAACGUGGCCUAGAAAGGCCAAGAGUUUGGAAUGAACGACCUAUCUAUCUCAGCUGCACUGGUGGCAUAUUUGAACCUUAUGUUCCUCCAGAGGGAGAUGGAAAGUUUUCUGCAAUUUCUACUACAGGCGCUAAACAAAAGGUCGAGUUUGUUCAAAAAAAAGGCUCGUCGAUCAUGGCAGUUAGGAAAAUGAGGAACUAUGAAGAAGAAUUAAAUUUGAAGACAUUUGCUGAAGAUGCACGAGAAAUUUAUAUCAAAGCACAUGAAGCAUUGAAUGUUAAAAACAAACUUGAACUGAGGCAGCUUGUAACUGAACGGGCAUACCCUGAGAUGUUACACAAUACACACAAUAAAACCAUACACUGGAAAUUCAUCCAAUCUUUAGAGCCAAGUCGAGUUGUGCAAGCCAGGUGUACAGAAGUGAUAACGAAAGACAACGUUUUUGGUCAGCUUACAGUACGGUUCCAUACUCAACAGGUAUUGGCUGUCUACGACAGAUUUGGUCGUUUAUUGCAUGGCAGUGAAUUUGUGACGAAAGAUGUUAUAGAAUAUAUAGUUUUUGAGAAGCAUUUAUCAAACCAAUAUGGUAUUUGGCGUCUUCAUGACAAGAUCAUACCGACAUGGAUGCCUCCAAAAGAGCCAAGCAGAAAAACUUUUGUAAGCAAAGUGGGUCCCAUCGAUCCUGAUGAAGUCAAUGCUGUUCAGACUUCCGCUUAGAAUUUGUCAUAAGAAAUUGUAUUGAUGUAAGAAUCACGGAACAGUUAUAUUUGUCGUAAUAAAAUGUAUAGCCAAAUGUG
Neodiprion fabricii is the source of this 1198-nucleotide messenger RNA. It is a transcript of the gene mRpL45, whose product is annotated as probable 39S ribosomal protein L45, mitochondrial. The transcript is spliced from 6 exons. Gene Ontology annotation, cellular component: mitochondrion. Bases 156 to 1118 code for a protein of 320 amino acids. NCBI's taxonomy places the organism in Eukaryota, Metazoa, Arthropoda, Insecta, Hymenoptera, Diprionidae. The record is from RefSeq and is a predicted model, not a curated record.